AACCAACCCUAACUCAUUUAACUCGGACGUGACUCACCUCCAAUAUCUAUAGCGAGCCAGUCUCAGAGGGAACACGAGAGAGAGAUAGAAAGACAGAGACAGAGAGACAGAGAGAGAGCUUUCUAGAGAGAGAGACAGAGUAAAAACCAGAUUUUAGGGUUUUAAGAUUUUCCCCACCCUCAGAAAUUCAUUUUGAAGUAGAUUGAUUGAUUACAGGUUGUUAUAUGUGUAUUUAUAUAGAAGAGAAAGAGGAGUUGGUACAGUAAUGGAUGAGAUCUGGGAGAGGGCGGUGGAGACAGCUUUGGACGGCCAAACCGACGUUGAUUUGGUCAGGACAUUAACCCUUGACGGAGCGGUUAAGUGCGUUCAUGGCCGGUUGCCCCCGCCGUCGCUUUUCGAGAAGUUUCACAACCUGCAGCACCUUUCCAUGGCCAACAUCGGGGUCUCGUCGCUGGAGCAGUUCCCUCGUCUACGAAACUUGCAGAAGCUUAUCCUGUCUGACAAUCGGAUUGCCGGAGGACUCGAAUUCCUCAUGGAAGCGGGGCUUGAAUCUCUACGAGACCUUGAUUUGUCAAAUAAUCGGAUUUCAGAUAUUAACGACUUGAGACCCCUGGCAGAGCUGAGGUUGGUUUCGUUGGAUCUUUACGAGUGUCCAGUUACGCGGGUUAAGGACUACCGAUCUCGUGUUUUUGGUUUGAUUAGGUCAUUGAAAUAUUUGGAUAAAAUGGAUGCCGAAGAGAAUGAGAGGCCAGAGUCUGACGAUGAGGAGGAGGAUGAAGAGGAUGAGGAGGAUGAUCCGGGGAGUGGAGAAAUUGACGGUGAGGAUACCUCGUAUAGGCUGAAUAAUGGGCAGCGAGCGGGGAGCGAGGGGGUUGUGGAUGUUGAUGAGGACGAGGAGAGUGAUGCAGACGAGGAGGAAACGGAGACCUCUAGGGGGGUUAAUGGGUCAAGUCAUGGUGGCGGUUCCCAUCAUCAUUCUAAUGGGUUUAGAGUGGAGGCUAUAGAUGGAGAGGAGGAUGAGGAGGAAGGAGAAGAAGAAGAUGACUCGGUGGAGGAAGUAUAUGAGGAUGAUGAAGGUGAGGACGAAGAUGUGGUGGAAGUUCAUGAGAUAGAUGACAGUGAUGAUGGAGAAGAUGGCGUGGAAGACGAUGAGGACGAGGAGGAUGAUGAAGACGAGGAUGAAGAAGAAGUAGAUAAUGAUGAGAGGGAUUUUGGGGAGCCCGAGAGUUCCAGGAGGUUGACGGGUACAGAGGGUGAAAUCGAUGGGCAUGAGCAGGGAGAGGAUGACGCGGAUGAGGAUGAUGAUGGGGAGACGGGGGAGGAAGAGCAGGCCGUUGAGGAGGAUGGAGAGUUUGAGGAUGAAGAAGAGGCUGAGGAUGAGGAAGACGAUUAUGGCUCUGGUUAUCUGGUUCAACCAGUCGGGCGGGUGGAAGUAGAUGCUGGAGGCAGCGACAUGGGUGAAGGUGAAGAUCCUGAAAUGGAGGAAGAUAUUGAGGAUGAAGAUGACCAAGAUGGUGAGGUACAGGAGUUGCCACCAUCUUCUUCCCACAAGAGGAAGAGAAAUGACGAUGAUGAUGACGAUGGUGAUGAGGAUGAGGAAGAUGAUAACAUUGUGCAGUACAGCAAGUCGUCGAAGCACCGAUAGAAAUGGCUGACAUGGUGUGUAUUAGGCCAAGCCAUGGGCUCGGUGGAAGAAUGAUACAAAGUCGUGGUUUGUGGAAAUAUACGAGCCCUGAUGCAUGAUGAGCUGGCUUCACAAAUUGGCCCCCGGCCCAGCCCCAGCCCCAGCCCCAGCCCCAGCCCCAGUUGUAGCAAACGAACCUCGGAAUUUUGAUUCGGAAUAUUAGGUGCCUUGUUUGGUUAUUCAAAUUUCUACUAUAUAUUUAUAUGUAGUAGAAGAGUAUAAUUAAUGAUUUUUGCGUCUGGGGCUCCCUCCCGCCACUUUCCAAGUAAAAGGCUAAAGUCGUCGUCAUCAUUUGUCCGCUUUUAUGAUUGUAACCAAAAUCGCACAAUUGAAGAGGGAGUUGGGGGCGGACGCAUGUGGGCGCGUGCUUAAUGGACGAAGCCUUGUAGGCUUCCGGUCUCGUGACAUUGACUCUCUGUUCAUUCCGUCCGGAGCACGCGCAAUGAAUUGCCUCUUUGUUGGUUGCGCUAGUAAAAGAUUCUCUACAUUAAAGAAAAGAAGAAAAAAAAUUAAAAAAUAGGCAUUACGACAGUGCAGCGGCGAUAGUGUCAAUAUAAGAAAGCACAACCUUUCUCGGACUUGUAAUUAUAUAUAUAAAUGUGGUUGUGAGUAACUGUGGGGAUGUGAGUUUUGUUUUUCAUUAUUAAAAGGGUAGGCAGGUGGUGUAUAAGCUGCUGCUAUUUUAGGUUUAAUUGUAACCAUAUGAUUAUUUCAUUAUGAGAUCUGUAUUACUCUCAUCCUUCCUACA
Sesamum indicum (sesame) is the source of this 2432-nucleotide messenger RNA. RefSeq names its product Leucine-rich repeat (LRR) family protein. Gene Ontology annotation, cellular component: nucleus. The record is from RefSeq and is a predicted model, not a curated record. Gene Ontology annotation, molecular function: histone binding. NCBI's taxonomy places the organism in Eukaryota, Viridiplantae, Streptophyta, Magnoliopsida, Lamiales, Pedaliaceae.